Molecule: messenger RNA, 4326 nt
Organism: Prunus avium (sweet cherry)
Lineage: Eukaryota; Viridiplantae; Streptophyta; Magnoliopsida; Rosales; Rosaceae
Product: amino-terminal region of chorein
Source: RefSeq, a predicted model, not a curated record
CCCAAGCACGAAAGCCACGCCGACAAAUCCACUGUUCUCCAUGCUCUUCUGAAUUUCUGACACACCCAAACAACCCCCCCAGAUCCAAUGCACACCAAUCCAACCCCUCACGUGCCACUCAUACGGUCCCGUCCCCCUCGCACGUGCCGACCAUCCCCGCCUUUUUCUCUCACCCCACUGUCCUCAGAUUCCCACCUGCAACAAGACCACCCCAAAAGGGAAAGAAACCCCAAAUGCAUGCAUGCUCACACCGCCAACCACAGCCCCCGAUCCGAACCCGAUUAGGGUUUUCUGCACUUCGCGUCGCGUAGAUCCACAGAGCUCCGAAAGCUCCAUUAUCAACUGCUCCGAAUUCUCGAGGAGGUUGUAGAAAUUUCUGGAAGGUUUGCCUCUCAGCAAUGGAGUCCAUAAUGGCUCUGGCUCUGGAGUACACUCUCAAGUACUGGUUGAAGUCCUUCUCCAGAGACCAGUUCAAGUUGCAGGGACGGACCGCGCAGCUUUCUAAUUUGGACAUAAACGGCGAUGCUGUGCAUUCGAGCAUGGGAUUGCCUCCGGCACUGAAUGUAGCCACGGCCAAAGUCGGAAAACUGGAGAUAGUGCUCCCAUCUGUGAGUAAUGUACAAAUAGAGCCGAUUGUUGUGCAAAUUGAUAGGCUUGAUUUGGUUUUAGAAGAGAAAUCAGAUAUGGAUGCAAGCAGCCCAAGAAGUUCACCGUCAUCCUCUAGCUCUGCGAAGGGUAGCGGUUAUGGAUUUGCUGAUAAGAUUGCAGAUGGUAUGACUGUGGAGAUUCUCACAGUUAAUCUUCUACUUGAAACUCGUGGGGGUGGUCGAUGCCAAGGAGGGGCGAGUUGGGCAUCACCUCUGGCCUCUAUCACUAUACGCAACCUUUUGCUGUAUACUACUAAUGAAAAUUGGCAGGUUGUAAAUCUUAAGGAAGCACGAGAGUUCUCCAGUGACAAAAAGUUCAUUUAUUUGUUCAAAAAACUUGAGUGGGAGUCUUUGUCUAUCGAUCUCCUGCCUCACCCUGAUAUGUUCAUGGAUGCUAAUAUAGCACGUACUGAGGAUGGAGGAAACCAGCGAGAUGAUGAUGGUGCAAAGCGAGUUUUCUUUGGUGGGGAGCGUUUUAUAGAAGGAAUUUCAGGAGAAGCUUAUAUCACAGUGCAAAGGACUGAAUUGAACAGUCCACUUGGGCUUGAGGUUCAGAUCCAUAUCACAGAGGCCAUUUGUCCUGCAAUAAGUGAACCAGGCCUACGUGCUCUUCUCCGCUUUAUGACAGGAUUGUAUGUCUGCCUGAAUAGGGGAGAUGUAGAUUCAAACACUCAGCAGCGAUCCACAGAAGCAGCAGGACGUUCUAUAGUCUCAAUUGUUGUGGACCACAUAUUUCUCUGCAUUAAAGAUGCUGAGUUCCAGCUCGAACUUUUGAUGCAAUCACUCUUCUUCUCACGGGCUAGUGUUUCAGAUGGAGAAAUUGACAACAACUUGUCAAGGGUUAUGAUUGGUGGACUGUUUUUAAGGGAUACCUAUUCACGACCUCCAUGCACCUUAGUUCAACCAUCUAUGCGAGCAGUUUCUGAAGAACCUUUGCAUGUUCCUAAUUUUGGUAAAAACUUUUCCCCUCCCAUAUAUCCUUUGGGAGAUCAGGAGUGGCAGUUAAUUAAGGGUGUUCCUUUUUUAUGCCUCCAUUCUCUUCAGAUCAAGCCCUCCCCAGUCCCUCCAUUUUUUGCUUCGCAAACUGUAAUUAAUUGUCAGCCCCUCAUGAUUGAUCUCCAGGAAGGAUCCUGUUUGAGGAUCUGUUCCUUCCUGGCUGAUGGAAUUGUAGUCAAUCCUGGUGCUGUUUUAGCAGAUUUCUCCGUAAAUUCCUUGAUUUUCAACCUCAAGGAGUUAGAUGUGGCUGUUCCUUUGGACAUAGACAGUAACCCUGCUAACAAAAGGGGCAGUAUCAACCAGAGUGCCUUUUCUGGGGCAAGGCUUCAUAUUGAGAACUUGUUCUUUUCGGAGUCACCGUCACUAAAACUAAGGUUAUUGAAUCUGGAGAAGGAUCCUGCUUGCUUCUGUCUCUGGGAAGGUCAACCGUUUGAUGCUAGCCAGAAGAAAUGGACUACUAGAGCAUCACACCUUAGUUUGUCACUAGAAACAUGUACUAAGUCAGCUGGACUUCAGAGUUCUCUUGAUCAGAAUUCAGGCUUGUGGAGAUGUGUUGAGCUGAAAGAUGCUUGUGUUGAAGUAGCUAUGGUAACUGCUGAUGGGAGCCCUUUAACAAAUGUUCCUCCCCCUGGUGGUAUUGUCAGGGUUGGGGUAGUUUGUCAAAACUAUCUCUCUAACACUUCUGUUGAACAGUUAUUUUUUGUUUUGGAUCUUUAUGCUUACUUUGGCAGAGUUAGUGAAAAGAUUGUCCUCGUUGGAAAAAAUACUGGACAAAAGAAAAAUAGGGAUCAUUCUAGUGACGGAAAGCUGAUUGACAAGGUUCCCAAUGAUACAGCAGUAAGUUUAGCAGUGAAAGACCUUCAAAUUAGAUUUCUGGAAUCAUCUUCCAUGAAUAGCCAAGGAAUGCCUCUAGUUCAGUUUAUCGGGGAUAAUCUCUUCAUAAAAGUUACUCACAGAACUCUUGGUGGUGCAAUUGCUGUUUCAUCCACUAUACGUUGGGAUAGUGUUGAGGUGGACUGUGUAGACACUGAGAGAAACUUGGUUGUUGAGAAUGACACAGUUUUAACUUCUAUUGAAAAUGAUCUUUCAACAAGUGGAAAUGGGUACCCUGAACUAAGACCUGUAUUUUGGAUAGAUAACCAAAGAAAACAUCAAUCAAAUGGAAAAGUUUUUGUAGAUCCGUUUCUGGACAUAAGCAUGGUACAUGUAAUUCCUUUAAAUGAACGAGAUGUAGAGUGUCAUAGUUUGAAUGUGUCAGCGUGUAUCUCUGGUGUUCGCCUAGGUGGGGGAAUGAACUAUGCUGAAUCCCUGCUGCAUCGCUUUGGAAUACUUGGCCCUGAUGGUGGUCCUGGAAAGGGGCUUUCUAAAGAGUUAGAAAAAUUACGAGCAGGACCACUGUCAAAACUUUUCAAACCAUCGCCACUCAUUGCUGAUUUGAAAGAGGAUGGAAGUUCAGGAGAUGGGAAAGAAAGUGGGGUUUUGCACUUGGGAAAACCAGAUGAUGUGGAAGUCUCCAUAGAAUUGAAAAAUUGGUUAUUUGCUCUUGAAGGUGAACAGGAGAUGGCAGAAAGAUGGUGGUUCAAUCAGGAGGAUGUGGGAAGAGAAGAGAGAUGUUGGCACACAACAUUUCAUAAUCUGCAUGUGAAAGCGAAAAGCAGUCCCAAGCAUAUGUUGAAUGGUAAUGGAAAGUCAUACAGGACAGAGAAAUAUCCUGUGGAAUUGGUUACAGUUGGUGUGGAAGGCUUGCAAACUUUAAAGCCCCAUGCCCAGAAUUGUAUUGAUGCUGCUGUCUUACCUGUGAAUGGGAUCAAGGAAACUGCUGACACAUCUGCAGGUAUAGAUCUUGAAGUUCGCAUGGUGAUAUCAGAGGACACGGUUGAUCAUGAAAUGGUGGAAUGGGCUGUGGAAAAUGUGAAAUUCUCUGUUAAGCAACCGAUUGAGGCGGUUGUGACAAAAGAUGAGUUGCAACAUCUUACUUUCCUGUGCAAGUCAGAAGUUGAAUCAAUGGGUCGAAUCACUGCUGGAAUUCUGCGGCUACUCAAGCUGGAGGGGUCCAUUGGCCAGGCUGCAAUGGAACAACUAAGCAACCUUGGUGGAACUGAGGGCAUUGACAGGAUAUUCUCCCCUGGAAAGCUAAGCAGGGGUAGCAGCUUUUGCAGUACUGGGCUCCCUCAAUCAAAUUUGAUUGGUGAAACCCCAUCUACAACCGCCACCUUGGAAUCAACAGUGGCUUCACUUGAGGAGGCAUUUACAGAUUCACAGGCCAAGUGUGCCACUCUUCUUGCCGACCUAGGUAAUUCAGAAUCUUCCGUGCAGCAUCUUGCAACUGUAAAACAGCUCACUCUGAAACUUCAGAGUAUGCAGAGUUUAUUGACGCAAUUACGGUCUCACAUAUAGUUGGCCAAUUUGUGCUAUUCUUUCUCCCCUGUUAUACUUUGGAAUGAAAAUAGUCCCAAUCAUAUAGCUUACCCAUUCUUUUUUGUAUAUACGGGAGACCAAAUUGCUUGGUGAGUGUUUGUACUAAUCAGGCAGAGAGAAAAUCUAUUCAUUUGUCUGGUAAAUCAAUUUUGUAUCUAAGGUCCUAUGUAUUGAUCUAAAUUUCUAAGGUAUGCCGUGUCACAUCUCCUGUUAGCUAUGAUGAUGGCCAAUUGGCAAAUAUGAUGUGUACUUGAUUUCACGUUUA